ACCUUUGAUAUCGCCCUCCUGAAAUUAUCCACACCGUUGGAUCUCACACGACCGAACAUCAGUAUCGUAAAUCUCCCUACCGCACAAAAUACCACACUGCCACAAUUGAGUGAAACGGGUGUUAUUGCUGGAUUUGGGUACUUUUUGCAUCCCGACAUGGAACCAACCAUCGCUCAGUUAGCCACACUUAAAUUUGUGGCACAUCAAAUAUGUGCUCAACGCCAUGGGGUGUACAGUCCUACUUACAACCCUUGCAUCGACGACGAUGUAACAAGACCCACCUUUGAUAUCACUCUCCUGAAAUUAUCCACACCGUUGGAUCUCACGCGACCGAACAUCAGUAUUGUAAAUCUCCCCACUGCACAAAAUACCGCACUGCCACAACUGAAUGAAACGGGUGUUAUUGCAGGAUUCGGUUACUUUUUGCAUCCCGACUUGGAAAAAACCACCGCUCAGUUAGCCACAUUUAAAGUUGUGACAACAGAAAUGUUCUCAACUCCACGGAGCGUACAAUCCUACGUAAAACUUUUGCAUCGACGACGAUGUAACAAGACGUGCGACGCCGUUUACUCAGUUAUUAAUGAAAAUGCGUAUUGGCGAACUGUGAAACUACGCUUGCACAGCGGUUUCAUGACGGAACUCGUUCAAUUACUGGCCAGGUUGGACAAGUUACUCGAGGACCGAACAACUGAGUGUUUUCACCAAGCCAUUGCACAGCGGAGCUCGAAAGUGUUC
This is a messenger RNA of Opisthorchis viverrini, 735 nucleotides long. RefSeq lists its product as hypothetical. Gene Ontology annotation, molecular function: serine-type endopeptidase activity. The transcript has 3 exons. NCBI's taxonomy places the organism in Eukaryota, Metazoa, Platyhelminthes, Trematoda, Opisthorchiida, Opisthorchiidae. Gene Ontology annotation, biological process: proteolysis. The record is from RefSeq and is a predicted model, not a curated record. The annotation marks the transcript as partial.